AUGGAAGAAUUGACAUCCGGGGCUGUAGAAGGCAUAGCAACAGUGUUGGAGAACGAAGCUAAACACACGACUGUGCAACUCCGUGAUGGAAUCAAACCAAACGUUUUUGAACGGCUUCUGCAAUUCUUAUACACUGAACAAGAAUUUCUGAACCCGAGCAUAGGGACGUAUCUAAACGACGAAACAGGAAAACGAAUGAAAGAGAUGUUUUUGAAUAACCCUGAAUAUGCUGAUGUAAUAUUCCAUGUUGAAGGGACUAAAAUUUAUGCCAAUAAAGUUGUACUCGCAGCCAGAUGUGAAGUAAUGUCAGUCAUGUUUGGUGGAAGUUUUGUGGAAAGUCUUAGCACUGUGUCUGAAGUAAAGCUUCAGGAAGUGACGUCAGAAUGUUUCCUGGUUCUUUUAGAAUACCUCUAUACAGACCAUGCCCCUAUAGAAGACGUCGACUCGGUGGGAGUUUUGAUUUUGGCGGACGAAUGUUUUAAGCUUCAGGAAGUGACGUCAGAAUGUUUCCUGGCUCUUCUAGAAUACCUCUAUACAGACCAUGCCAACUUAGAAGACGUCGACUCGCUCCAUAACGCAGAAGAGCUUUCUAACUGGUGUCUACAUUUCAUAUCCUCCAACUACAUCGCCUUUGAAAAAAGAAAGGAGUUUCCUCUGUUGACCGGAAGCAACAAAACCCAUGUGGAGGAAAAUAGAUGGCCGCCAUUAUCCUACUUGGAGGAAAUGAAGGAAUAUGAAAAGGAAUAUGAAAAAAAGAUGGAGGCAAGGCGUGAAAAAUGCAGUAUCACAUGA
This is a messenger RNA of Saccostrea echinata, 792 nucleotides long. RefSeq names its product rho-related protein racA-like. Gene Ontology annotation, cellular component: cytoplasm. Gene Ontology annotation, biological process: regulation of proteolysis; proteasome-mediated ubiquitin-dependent protein catabolic process. Bases 1 to 792 code for a protein of 263 amino acids. The transcript is spliced from 4 exons. Gene Ontology annotation, molecular function: ubiquitin protein ligase binding. The record is from RefSeq and is a predicted model, not a curated record. NCBI's taxonomy places the organism in Eukaryota, Metazoa, Mollusca, Bivalvia, Ostreida, Ostreidae.